Messenger RNA from Aspergillus costaricaensis CBS 115574, 698 nucleotides. RefSeq lists its product as uncharacterized. The transcript is spliced from 4 exons. The coding region runs from base 57 to 362 and encodes 101 amino acids. The record is from RefSeq and is a predicted model, not a curated record. Gene Ontology annotation, molecular function: ATPase inhibitor activity. Lineage: Eukaryota; Fungi; Ascomycota; Eurotiomycetes; Eurotiales; Aspergillaceae. Gene Ontology annotation, cellular component: mitochondrion. Gene Ontology annotation, biological process: negative regulation of ATP-dependent activity.
CCUACCUUAUCUUCCAUCCAUCCAUCAACCCCAAAAGCAAAUCCAUAACCAUAACCAUGCUCCGCCAAUCCAUCUCCAAGUCCUCUACCCGCCUCCUCACCACCACCACUACUCGUUCCUUCUCUGCUCUCGCUCCCAGAAUGGGUGCUGGCGAUACUGGUGCUCCCCGGCCGGGCGGUUCGCAGCAUGCUGACUCGUUCACCAAGCGUGAAGCCGCCCAGGAGAACUUGUAUGUUCACGAGAAGGAGAUGGAGAAGCUCCGUGCCCUGAAGGCCAAGCUCAACGAGCAGCGCAAGCACCUCGAUGAGCUGGAUAAGCACAUUGACGAGUUCACCAAGAACCAGGGCGGCGAGCAGAACUAGAUACCUAAUAUCUUUUUUUCUUUCCCUUCUUUGUGUCCCUAUCAUAUGGAUGAUGUGAUGAUUUGCUACCAUACCUACCAUACCUACCUACUUAUACCUGUCUACUCUACUCUACUAUUAUCGGAAUACCGAGCGAAAUCGAAUCGAAUCGAAUCAACUCAACCAGACAGGUUCACUAUCAGCGUGGAUACAUAACCUUAUGUCUUUUUGAUAUGAUAUCACAUAUUGUGUCUACCUACCUACCUACCUACCUACCUACCUUACCUACAUACACAAAUCAUGUAAUCUCUCCUCUCUACACUGUACAAGACAAUACAUAGCAUAGCCGGAAUAUCU